Closterium sp. Naga37s-1 is the source of this 1365-nucleotide messenger RNA. NCBI's taxonomy places the organism in Eukaryota, Viridiplantae, Streptophyta, Zygnematophyceae, Desmidiales, Closteriaceae. The record is from the annotation of a GenBank genome assembly.
AUGCGUGCAAUGCGGGGCGCACCCGCUCCGUCCCCGGUUCGGACACGUCAAACCGAGAUGGUCGCGGAUGCAAGCCAGGGGGUGGAAGAGCAUCACGAAGAGGAAGAGCGGAGAGCAGCAUCCAAACCGGUCGCGGACGGCGAUGCGAGCGACGUCAGCAGCAACGAUGAAGGGUUUGACACGCUGAUGGAGAUGUACAUCUUUUUCAGGGACGCGGACCUUUCCAGACGAGAGGUGAACAGGCUCCUGACCAUUUUCAGCAACCCAAGGUUCUCGUGUUUCCUGGAGAGGUGGAAUUUCGCGGAGACGGAGUGGGGGAAUGUCUUUUUGGCGUGCGUGGCGGACAUAUUGCACGUGCUGGACGGCGGGAUGUUGGGGCACCUCACUGACAUCUUCAUCAAGGGGAAAAGCAAGCCAGAGUGGCGUGAGUUUGAAAGGUGCAAGAAGGGGCAGAAGAAGGACACGAGGACAACGGUUGUCCGCAUCCCCGGCGGGGCAUCCUGGUUCAGGACACGGGCAAACUAUGCCGCGUUCGAGAACCGCGGGAUGAUGCAAGUGAUGCCCAUUCUCAUCGCGGACAACAUGGACGGCUGCAAGCCGGCGGAGGUGGAGCAGCGGACGAAGGAGGUACGGGCGUUUAGAAAGUACGCAAUGUUCUACAAGGCACUGCAAUGUCUCAUGCGGGUGGGUGGGUGCGUGCUGAACGGUACUGCGUGCAGGAUGAUGGACGCAAUCGGGGACGCUUUUCCGGAUCAGAAGUCCUCGUGGAACUUUCCGAAGGUGCACCAGAUUGUGCACCUCAUUGAUGCCAUUCCCCUCCGUGGGAUGCCGUGGGAGUACUCCACCAACCUUUGGGAGCACACGCACAAGGGAACGGUGAAGAACCUGGUCCGGGGCAGCAACUGGAAGGACAUUCUACGGCGCAUCGUGGAAGAAGAGGUGCAGCGAGAGAUCACACGGGAGGUGGCCGCUAUGGGGCGACAGUACGUAACGGCAUUGCGCGAGACUGCCCGUCUUCAAGGGCACGUGCUGACGUGGCGGUCGCGAUGUGCCAAUGUGAGGAACGAAGAGGACCCUGUUCUGUGGGUGUAUCGUGAGGCUCUUGGUUCGGACAUGGAUGGGCUUGGACAAUGUCUCCAUGAGGCCGGGGUGAACACACCGGACAUCAAGGUGCACACGGCGCUGGCCAUUUCGAGAACACGUGGAGGGGAGCUAGUGCCCAAGGGCACGUUUCUAUCUCCUGAGAGGGUGGACACCCGGUACGCUGUGGUGGAUGUGGAGUGCAUCAAGCGGGUGGUGCACAUUUGCAAGUUGUACGUGAGCAAGAAGGUGCUGCUGCUCAACAAGUUCCUCCUGUGCGAGUAG